Messenger RNA from Tigriopus californicus, 2695 nucleotides. RefSeq names its product transcriptional enhancer factor TEF-3-like (gene scalloped). Lineage: Eukaryota; Metazoa; Arthropoda; Copepoda; Harpacticoida; Harpacticidae. The coding region runs from base 765 to 2174 and encodes 469 amino acids. Gene Ontology annotation, cellular component: transcription regulator complex. Gene Ontology annotation, molecular function: DNA-binding transcription factor activity, RNA polymerase II-specific; RNA polymerase II cis-regulatory region sequence-specific DNA binding. The record is from RefSeq and is a predicted model, not a curated record. Gene Ontology annotation, biological process: regulation of transcription by RNA polymerase II; hippo signaling; embryonic organ development. The transcript has 8 exons.
AGGCGAUUCUCGUGCCCGCGUUGGUGUCUCACUCACUCGCAAGGAAGGUGGCGGUUCAAUGAGCGCCCUCCUCGUGGAAGGGCGCGCCCGUGAACGCUUGGAAAGCGGCAAACGAGGGAGAGCCUGCAGAGAGCAGGUUUUGAAGGUAGUGCCGUGAGUUCAGUGAGUUCGGAAACAGCCCCACUUUGUUGCUUCUUGAAUGCUCAAAUUUUUGAUUGCACCUGAGUUGGAUCGCGUUCGAGGAGGCUGCUGAUAUCUCUCCACCCCAACAAGAACUAGCUAAUUUGUUUACAUUUCGUGUGUGUCUGCCCAACAAGGCAAAAAGGACAGUGGCUACCUGCAUGCUUGAAAGCUGGAGUAGCGCAUAAAUUCAUCCUUUUAAAGUGUCUAUAUUGACAGAAGAUAAUUUCGUGAACCUGAGAAGAAAAACCUCAACGCAGUUUUGAUACUGCAAGUUAUCAAGGUGAUUAAUUCCAAGCGAUUGCAGGAGGAAAGAAGAAUUCUCACAUUUCGAAAUUGAACCGACAUUUUUGCUCUACACAAUCCUAAGGUUUGUGUAGAGCACCAAGAUUUCUGCCGAGGCGAAUUGGACGGCCGGCUCCACAGCGGCCGCGGACCCUUUGGCUUCGAGUCCGGGUCUUAACCUUAACUCCAACGGGUCAAGUGGGACUCCCACGAAGAGCAAGAAGCGGAAGGCAAGGCCUGUGGAUUCGGACGAGGACACUGGCAGCCCCCGGGGUGAGGGUUCGUUGACACCCAUCAAAAUGCAGACCACAGACGGAAUGAGAAUCCCUGGGCUGGCAGCCCAUGCCGAACUUAAUCAACAGCUGACCAAAUUCGAUUCCUCAGAAUUCGACGAUGACAAAGAGGUGACCGGAACUGAUGCCGAGGGCGUAUGGGCUCCUGAAAUCGAACAGAGCUUUCAGGAGGCUCUAGCGAUAUAUCCACCAUGUGGACGAAGAAAAAUCAUAUUGUCAGAUGAGGGGAAAAUGUAUGGUCGUAAUGAACUGAUUGCUCGUUACAUCAAGCUAAGGACCGGAAAAACACGAACUCGGAAACAAGUCUCUUCACACAUUCAGGUUUUAGCCCGAAGAAAACUCAGAGAAAUCCAAGCCAAACUAAAGACCCUCCCUACAAGUGAGCCCGGAAGCAUGUCCGGCCUCCUCGAUCGGGUCCCGGGCAAUGGCAGUCCUGCGUCGUAUAUUGAACAAGCCCACAAGGAGAAGGCUCUCCAAUCGAUGCAGCAAAUGUCGUCCGCCCAAAUUGUGUCCGCCUCAGCUAUGCACAACAAGGGCAUGUCACUCCCCGUUCAUCCGCCGGUUACUUAUGGAGGCUCCUUCUGGCAGCCGGGUCUCCAGCACGGAUGUCAAGAUGUCAAGCCCUUCGCCCAGAAUCCUUUCAGCCUCUCAUCCACGGCGUCGAGUGUGGCCGCCAUGGUGGACAAGAACGCCGUCAUCUCCUCCGGGGGCAUGGGCGGCCUCGGGUCCGGCCAAUCUAUGCCUCCUUGGCAUAAUCGGUCUAUCGCCACCCACAAACUUCGCCUCCUUGAGUUCUCGGCCUAUGUCGACCAACAACGAGACCAAGACGCCCCUUACAAUAAGCACUUGUUCGUCCACAUUGGUGGUGCACCCUCUUAUAGUGACCCGCAAUUGGAGCCCAUUGAUGUGCGGCAAAUCCAGGACAAGUUUCCGGAAAAGAAUGGCGGGCUGAAGGAACUCUUCGAGAAGGGACCAAGCGACGCGUUCUUCUUGGUCAAAUUCUGGGCAGAUCUCAAUACGAAUAUCUCAGAUGAUGCGGGUGGUUCUUUCUAUGGAGUGACCACAGUUUAUGAAAGCACUGAGAACAUGAAAAUCCAAUGCUCUACCAAAGUGUGCAGUUUCGGGAAGCAAGUCGUCGAGAAACUCGAGACUGAAUACGCCCGAUACGAAGGCGGUCGGUACGUCUAUAAGAUCAAUCGGUCGCCAAUGUGUGAAUACAUGAUCAACUUCAUCCUCAAACUCAAGCAUCUCCCUGAAAAGUACAUGAUGAACUCCGUUCUCGAGAACUUUACGAUUCUUCAGGUUAUCACGAACAAGGAGACCUUAGAAACGCUCUUGUGUAUAGCCUACGUGUUUGAGGUGUCCACAUCCGAGCACGGAGCCCAACAUCACAUCUACAAAUUGGUGAAAGACUAGUGCAGCUCUUCGCUCUUCUUCAAUGGCUGUUGAUUUUGGCGGGACAGCUCUCGGACCCUAAAGGUGAUUAAGCGCCAAAUACAAACGCAACGGCAUCCACUAUCUGGUGAAAAUGUCGAGGAACGCCUCUCUUGUUUUCUAAGAGGGCGUGUGUGUUCCUCUCCUCCUCAUACUGAAUGUGUGGGUAUGUUCCAACAAGAGCGGGGGAUGGACCCUCGCGAAGUUAUCCCUCACCUGAUCUCAAGAAUUUUCUCGGAAUGAAUGCUAGACACAUGAUUUAGAACAAAUUCUUUCAAACUAUGAGCAAUGGAAUACGAUUCUUAAUAUUUGUUAUCAUCAAUGAAUAAUACUCUCACCACUAUGAGCAGUCCCAAUGGAUCAACCCAAGAAACGGGUCCAAGUCCUUUGGUGGUUGUUGUGCCAUUUUCCCACCUGAUCCGUGGGAUCAAAACCAUCAACUCUUUCAACCCUGUCCGUGAAGACUUUCACACAUCUUUAAAAAAUAAAUUGUUGGUCUCUGA